AUGGAAGUGGGGUGGUCUGCAAGGCAGGGAGUCCUCCUCUGUCUCACUGUCAGCCUUCUGCUUCAAGGAAGGGCAAACACCACUUUCACCAUCAAUUGCUCAGGCUUCCACCAGGAUGGGGUAGACCCCGCUGCCUUCCAGGCCAUAUUUAACCAGAAGGCCUUCCGUCCGGUCACCAACUAUAGCAUCCCCACUCACGUCAACAUCUCCUUCACCCUGUCUGCCAUCCUGGAAGUAGAUGCACAACUUCAGCUGCUGACAUCGUUUCUAUGGUUCAAUAUGAUCUGGGCUAACCCUUUCAUCAGCUGGGACCCGGAAGAAUGUGAUAAUGUCAAUAAACUCACUGUGACAACGGAGAACCUGUGGCUGCCAGACAUCUUCAUCGUGGAAUCCAUGAAUGUGGAUCAGACCCCAGAAGGCCUCUCUGCAUAUGUGACUAGUGACGGUCGCAUUGCAUAUAGCAAGCCAAUGCGGGUGACCAGCAUCUGUAAUCUGGACAUCUUCUACUUCCCCUUUGACCAGCAGAACUGCACACUCACCUUUAGCUCUUUCCUCUACACAGUGGACAGCAUGUUGCUGGGCAUGGAAAAGGAAGUGUGGGAGAUAAAAGAUACUUCACAGGACGUCGUCCGCACACAAGGGGAGUGGGAGUUCCUGGGCAUCAGCAAGGCCACUCCAAGGAUGGUCGUGGGCUCCAGUCUUUUUGACCAGAUCAUGUUCUAUGUGGCCAUCAGGCGCAAGCCCAACCUCUAUGUGAUAAACCUCCUGGUGCCCAGUGGCUUUCUCAUGGCCAUCGACGCCCUCAGCUUCUACCUGCCUGCAGAGAGUGGGAAUCGCGCCCCAUUCAAGAUAACCCUGCUGCUGGGCUACAACGUCUUCCUGCUCAUGAUGAAUAAACUACUCCCUUCUAGUGGCACCCCACUCAUCAGUGUCUACUUUGCCCUGUGCCUGUCACUGAUGGUGCUCAGCCUGCUGGAGACCGUCUUCAUCACCUACCUGCUGCACCUGGCCACCACCCAGCCCCCACCCAUGCCGGGGUGGCUCCACUCCCUGCUGCUGCACUGCACCUGCCCAAGGAAAUGCUGCCCCACUGCGUCCCACAAGGGGAACAAGGGCCUGGGUCUGCCCCCCGCCCAGCUGCCUGGCCUGAAGGAGCCAGUAGAGUUGGUGGAGAAGUCGCCAGGCCCCGGAGAGGCAGAGGUGGCUGGGGGCUUAGGAUGGACAAGGGCCCAGCGGGAGCAGGAGGCCCAGAAGCAGCACAGGGUGGAGCUGUGGGUGCAGUUCAGCCACAUGAUGGACACCCUGCUCUUCCGCCUCUACCUGCUCUUCUUGGCCUCCUCUAUCCUCACCGUCAUCGGCCUCUGGAGCACCUAG
Messenger RNA from Microcebus murinus (gray mouse lemur), 1374 nucleotides. Its product is annotated as 5-hydroxytryptamine receptor 3C-like. NCBI's taxonomy places the organism in Eukaryota, Metazoa, Chordata, Mammalia, Primates, Cheirogaleidae. Gene Ontology annotation, biological process: monoatomic ion transmembrane transport. Gene Ontology annotation, molecular function: transmembrane signaling receptor activity; extracellular ligand-gated monoatomic ion channel activity. The record is from RefSeq and is a predicted model, not a curated record. Gene Ontology annotation, cellular component: membrane.